UCUUCAACAAAAAAAAUCUUAUUGGAGUCCAUAAUCCAUAUGUUCUCUCUCCUCAAAGUUUAUCGCCGUCGAAUGCAUCGAGUGAUUGGCUGUUGCUGCUUUAAUUUCUCUCAUUUAUCGGCUGAUAUUUGCAAGCACAAUCUUGCUGUACCCAGUCACUGCCAGUUUUAAAACAUUUUUGUCAUUUGUGAUUAAAUCAUUAACUACGCUCUGCGUGCGAUUUUAGGGAUACUUCCAGUUUCCCAUAGUGGUUCAGUGGUUUCAUUAGCCUUUACAGCUUACGAAAAGAAACAGAAUUUCUUUGCGAAAAUCAUCUAGUGAUUCCUGUUGCGAUGGGUUUGCCAAAGGUUGCUCGUGGACUCAAAGCUGUCUACACCAUACCGUUUGCAUCCGGCACGCAAAAAAACUACUCAAGAUCUUUUGCGACCGGUACGGUAGACGCAUCGGAAGUGGAGUUCUCAAAAGUGGAUGACUGCGGAGUCAUUCAGCUCAAUAAGCCGAAAUCCCUGAAUUCUCUAUCCCUAAAUAUGGUGCGAUUGAUGCAUGAAAAAUUAAAGCAAUGGAAAGAUGAGCAUGUGAAACUGGUCAUUUGUAAGGGAGGGGAGAAAGCUUUUUGUGCUGGCGGCGAUAUCGUAGCAAUAUAUAAGAAUGCCAAAAAUCCUGAAAGUACGUUUGAAGAUGAUUUUUUUCGCGGUGAAUAUACCCUUGAUUAUCAAAUUGGGACGCUUGGAAUUCCUUAUAUUGCUCUUAUUCAUGGAAUAACAAUGGGUGGAGGCGUUGGGAUAUCGGUUCAUGGAAAAUAUCGUGUGGCAACCGAGAAGACCAUGUUUGCCAUGCCGGAAACAGCAAUCGGUUUCUUUGUUGAUGUUGGCGGCUCGUACUUCCUCCCCAGACUACCUGGGCAAAUUGGGACGUAUCUCGCUCUGACGGGUACUAGAUUAACUGGGAAGGAUGUAAAGUUGGGUGGAGUGGCUACUCACUUUGUCGACUCAGAACUGCUCCCUGCUUUGGAGAAAGACCUCUUAGCAAUCAAAAAUCCAACGUCAGAGAAUGUUAACGAUAUGCUGUGUAAUUACGAAAAGAAGGGUGUGGCGCAAAAAGGACAUGAAUUCUCGCUAAGCAGGGAACUGGAUUCUAUCAAUAAUAUUUUUAAAGCGAAUACGAUGGAAGAAAUUAUCCGGCGACUGGAAGAGAAUUCGGAAUGGUCGAGAAAAACACUAAGCACGAUAAGGACUAUGAGUCCGACGUCAUUGAAAAUCGCAUUGCGUCAGAUGCAGGAGGGACGGAGCAAAAGCCUUUCUGACUGUUUUAAAAUGGAAUUUCGGGUUUCGCAGAGGAUUCUGCAAGGAAAUGACUUUUACGAAGGAGUGAGAGCGAAACUGUUAGACAAGGACAAUCAACCGCGAUGGAAGCCACCGACAGUAGAAGAGGUGAAUGAUGCAGACGUGGAUGCUCACUUCGUUCCCUUUACCAAUCCCUCAAAGGAGCUUGCAAUUUGAACUGGUGAUAGAGAAUCUUUUACAGAUCUGAUUUUGUUUGAUAGCUUUGUGGUUGUUAAAUGCGUGUUGUUUUGAGCGUUUUAAACAGUAGAAUAUGGCGAAAGCAGACCGGUCGUACAUUAAAGUUUAACCGAACUAA
Molecule: messenger RNA, 1638 nt
Organism: Paramacrobiotus metropolitanus
Lineage: Eukaryota; Metazoa; Tardigrada; Eutardigrada; Parachela; Macrobiotidae
Product: 3-hydroxyisobutyryl-CoA hydrolase, mitochondrial-like
Biological process (GO): L-valine catabolic process
Cellular component (GO): mitochondrion
Molecular function (GO): 3-hydroxyisobutyryl-CoA hydrolase activity
Source: RefSeq, a predicted model, not a curated record